UUCAGGCUCAAAGAUCUGUGUGAAUAAGGUCUGAUAAAGAGUUAGGCAAUAGGAUCGUCAGAGAGUAAGCCCCUCCUUUGGAGGGCCAGUGUUUGUCUGGUUAGCAGUACAUGCAGUCGUCGUUUUCUCUGGGAAGUAAACUGGUGUUAAUUUGGCGCCUGUAAUUAACAAGCAUGUCAAAAACUUCAGGAGAGCACUCACUUUUGGUUCUGGAGAACUACAUCGGAGGAAAGUUCGUCUCUUGUCGGAGUUACAUCGACUCCUAUGACCCAUCAACUGGCGAGGUCUACUGCAAAGUGCCGGACAGUGGCAAGGAGGAGGUGGAUGCAGCAGUGGCAGCAGCUGAAGAAGCGUUCCCAGAAUGGUCUGCACGCAGCCCAGAGCAGCGAGCGAAGAUCCUCCACAAACUGGCUGACCUUAUUGAGGCCAACCUUGAGGAGUUUGCACAAGCUGAGUCCAAAGACCAAGGUAAAACGAUAACAGCUGCACGGACUGUGGAUAUUCCCCGGGCAGCAUACAACUUCCGCUUCUUUUCGACAUCCAUGCUUCACCACACCACCGACUGCAGCCCAAUGGACCACAUGGGCUGCCUAAACUACACUGUCCGCUGCCCCGUGGGAGUGGCCGGUUUGAUCAGUCCCUGGAAUCUGCCCCUGUACCUUCUGACCUGGAAAAUUGCACCUGCAAUCGCUGCAGGCAACACAGUGGUGGCCAAACCCAGCGAGAUGACCUCUGUGACCGCCUGGAUGCUCUGCAAGUUGAUCCAGCAAGCAGGUGUUCCUCCCGGUGUCGUCAACAUCGUAUUUGGCAGUGGUCCAAGAGCUGGUGACGCGCUCGUUAGUCACCCUGAGGUCCCUUUAAUCUCCUUCACUGGGUCCACAGCCACUGCCCAGCGCAUUACCGAGCGGAGCGCCCCCUACUGUAAGAAGCUCUCAUUGGAGCUGGGAGGCAAGAACCCAGCCAUUAUUUUUGCUGAUGCAGACUUAGAUCAGUGCAUCGAGACCACCGUCCGAUCCAGCUUUCUCAAUCAGGGAGAAAUCUGCCUGUGUACCAGCAGGAUUUAUGUAGAGAGGAGUAUUUACUCGGAGUUCCUGGAAAGGUUUGUGGCUGCGGCUAAAAAGUGGAAGACUGGUGUCCCCUCUGACCCCAGCAGCAAAAAUGGAGCGCUCAUCAGCAAAGAGCACCUGGAGAAGGUUCGUAGCUAUAUAGCCCUGGCCAAAUCAGAAGGCGGCAUAAUUCACUGCGGUGAGGGGCUCGACCAGCUGGACCUCCCGGAGCGCAACAAGUCUGGAUACUUCAUGCCGACGACGGUCAUCACAGGCAUAUCUGACAGCUCCCGUGUCAUGCAGGAGGAGAUCUUUGGCCCCGUCACCUGCAUCAGCCCCUUUGAUACUGAGGAUGAAGCUGUUGCCAGGGGCAAUGGCGUACGUUACGGUCUGUCAGCCACAGUGUGGUCCAAGGAUGUGGGGAAGGUUCACAGGGUGGCCCAGCGGCUGCAAGCAGGUCUGGUGUGGACCAACUGCUGGCUGGUGAGAGAUCUGAACCUCCCAUUUGGAGGAAUGAAGAACUCUGGUGUGGGAAGGGAGGGAGGAAAAGAUUCCUAUCACUUCUUCACAGAGGUGAAGAGUAUCACUAUCAAGCACUGAGAGAGGAAAGUAAAAGUAGAACUUGUAGUGCAAGAAGUACAUGGAUAUGUAUCCUGUUUUCCUUCUCUCACCCCAACCGGUCGCAGCAGAUGGCCGACCCUCCCUGAGCCUGGUUCUGCCGGAGGUUUCUUCCUGUUAAAAGGGAGUUUUUCCUUCCCACUGUCACCAAAGUGCU
Molecule: messenger RNA, 1821 nt
Organism: Oreochromis aureus
Lineage: Eukaryota; Metazoa; Chordata; Actinopteri; Cichliformes; Cichlidae
Gene: aldh8a1
Product: aldehyde dehydrogenase 8 family, member A1
Exons: 7
Coding region: 174-1646 (490 amino acids)
Biological process (GO): retinoic acid metabolic process
Molecular function (GO): retinal dehydrogenase (NAD+) activity
Source: RefSeq, a predicted model, not a curated record